Messenger RNA from Drosophila teissieri, 2907 nucleotides. RefSeq lists its product as uncharacterized. Bases 12 to 920 code for a protein of 302 amino acids. The transcript is spliced from 3 exons. NCBI's taxonomy places the organism in Eukaryota, Metazoa, Arthropoda, Insecta, Diptera, Drosophilidae. The record is from RefSeq and is a predicted model, not a curated record.
CUCGGGUUACUAUGUCAGUGCAAUGGGAAGUUCUCCUAAUGAGCUUAUUUCUGUUCAGUACCGCCCAAGCCGGAGCAUAUUGUGGACCAAACAAGAUAUAUGCGUGUGUGCCUACUCAAUUUUGUGGCGAUGAUCGCGGCCUGCUAAGAAGUCCCGCUGCUCAUUUUAACAGGCAGUGCUUCUCGUUUGAGUCUUGCUGCGACGUUAAUAGGAUCAUUUUUGGAAUGCGAUACAGUGGAGGAGAAUAUGAGCCAGGUCCAUACGUACAAUCCAGCGAGCCAAUCAGCAAUGCAGGCGGAACAAAUGUUGGCACAAACACUCAGCCAACUGGUAAUGCGGGUGGCAAUAGCGCGCCCUCGAAAAAAAGAGGUGGAGUGUCAUCUACAACAAACAUUCAAAAUUUGAAUAAUGUAGGAGGUAAAACUUUUACAACAAAUAGUCAAACGCCUAGUUAUACGAUGUAUAGUCAGCCAUUGAAUAAUGCGAGUGGAAAAACAUAUACUGCAAGCACUAAGUCACCCAACGAUUCAGAUACAAAAUCUUUUACACACAAUAAAAAUUACCAUGCUCAUAAUCAUUUUAACAAUAAUUCGGGAAAAACUAAUUUAGAAAACACAUCCACGAAUAAUACUAAAAAUACAAAAAAUUCAAGUGAUCUUCAACAGUCCCAUUCUUAUCAAAAUCAUGCUCAUAAUUAUCUCAACAAUAAUUCAGCAAAAACUAAGUUAGCAAACCGAUAUACGGAGAAUACUAAAAAUACAAAUAUCCCAAGUGAUCUUCAACAGCACCAAAAUUAUCAAAAUCAUGCUCAUAAUCACCUUAACAAUAAUUCGGCAAAAACUAAGUUAGGAAAUCCAUCCACGGGUAAUACUAAAAAUACAAAUAAUCCCACUUAUCUUCAACAGCAUCACCAUUAUUAAAAUCAUAAUUACAAUCCCAGUGUUAGUUUAGGCAGCGGUGUUCUAGUUUAUAAUACUGUGCUUAAGCGUAUAGGAAUAAACAGAAAUGCAACUCAGAAUUUUAACAAAAACAUGCAAAUAAAAUUGAUUUGUUGGUUAGUCUGGUUAAAAGACUUGGACUACUGCACAAAAAAACUGGCGAACCCUUUACUCGAUUGAAGAAAAGAGAAGUACGGUCUGAAUACAGUCUGGAAUUCGGGGGAAAGCGAUGGAGAAAAGGUCAGCUAGACCGCUGCAGCUGUCACCAUUGACAGGAAGUCAAAAGUUAGCGUCCCCCAAAAGCGGAACUGAAACUGACAGCAACAAACACUCUCACCCAGUCGCCUCAAGGACAGCCGAAAAGAAAAUCAAGGCAUGACAGAAAUAAAGGACAAAAAUCCAUAAGAAAAUAAAAACCGAAAUUUGAUUUCCACAGACAAGUAAAAUAUUUUUUACCCCAUCCUUCUCCCUUCUAUCAAACCUAUGCCAGCUGCUGAAACCAAAAGAAAUUUUAAUAUAAGAAAAAAAGGAAAACAGGGAAAGAAAAUAGAAGGACGUUCCGAGUGCGUUUUCCAGCUGUUUCCCUUCAACGAGAAUUUGUCAUUUCUUCUCCUCCGUAUUUCCCAGUUUAAUUCUAAGCUUGUUUGCAUGUGUUUCUCAGUCUGUUUGUGGUUUGUCCUUCCUUUGUUAUUUAUUAUUGUUUUUCAACAGGAAAUUCGUUUUCCUUGUUGUUUUGUUUCCUGCUUAUUUGUGUUACCAGUUUCUCUUCAUCAAUUUCUUCGACUGUCUGCGGCUGAUUGGGGAAAUCGACAGUCAAAAACCCUUCAAAAGCCUGUAAACUAAAUGCAUUAGCUAAUCUUAAUUAAAAUGAUUUGGUGCAUCUAAAAGGAAUUUCAAAUCCAAUUUAUUUUUUGAUAUGGUUUGCAUUGAAACUAACUUAAUACUAUUUUAAAGGAAUCAACUUUGCAUAUGCUUAUCUCUGCAAAAAAUAUACUUUUAUAUUAAAAAUAUUUUCAAAACCAUUUUAAAUACAAGAUGCAAUCCUUACACUCAAUUAAAUCAACUUAUUUCUGGUCAAAAUAUUUUACAAAAAUUGGCCGAAAAAUAAAAGAAGGCUGCCGUGAGGCGGCAACUCAAGCUCAUUAAUUUAACUUACCCAAAAAGGAAACCAAGUGGGUGUGGGAAAUUCAGGCCAAACAAUACCGAGAUAGAGGGACCGGAAAACAGGAUGUGCGGCCAGGUACGAGGAGGCAACAAGAAAAAACCACCAAGAAAAAGUAGCACGGAAGCGGAUUUUCAUUCAAGUUGCCAGCCAGGAGGAGAAGAGGAGGACGCUUUCUCCAUCUCGGCCCACUUUUUCUCCUUGGUAAUGAUUCAGCAUUAAAUUUCGGGUGACUGAAGAAAGGCAAGAAACAACAAAAUCAGCAGCAGCAACACCAACAGCAACAGCAACAAAGAAAAUCAGUAAAACGAAACGAUGUCGACGUCAAAGCAAAUGAAACUGAAGAUGAGACCAGAGCGAAAUUUCGGACGAACAUCAUUAGAAAGUUGCUGGAAUUCGGUUGUAGCCGGUUCGUUGUGUAUUGGGUGGGGUUGGGGUUGGUGUUUGGCAAUAUUCAUCCGACCUUGCUAAUUGUAUGACAACGGGGGGUGGGAUUCGCCCACCUGGCCAUUGAAAUCAUUCCUCCGUUCAAGUAGCUGAGCGCAUAAAACUAAGCUGCCAAUUCAAUUUCGUAAUCAGAGUGGCAUGAAAAAUUAAAUAAAACAUGCAAAUAAAAUUAUUACGCAUAAUUUGUGUGCACAGGGUGGGAUGAAGGGCUCCCGGUAGGCAAUACCAUUUUCCCGCGAGCUUUUCCGGUGCGGAGUAGCUGGUUUCAUUUCGGCUGGGAUUUUGAGUGACUGUCUGUUUGGGGUUUCCUUUGUAACACAACUUAUUUUUCUGAUUCAAAAUUUGGCUUCAAAUUACGCC